Messenger RNA from Centruroides sculpturatus (bark scorpion), 6329 nucleotides. RefSeq names its product leucine-rich repeat neuronal protein 1-like. Lineage: Eukaryota; Metazoa; Arthropoda; Arachnida; Scorpiones; Buthidae. The record is from RefSeq and is a predicted model, not a curated record. Bases 1667 to 4378 code for a protein of 903 amino acids. Gene Ontology annotation, cellular component: plasma membrane. The transcript is spliced from 4 exons. Gene Ontology annotation, molecular function: protein binding.
CUUAGAAUUUAAAAUUUAAAUAACUUUCUUUUGAAAAAUCCUUUUACUUUGAUUUAAUUUCUACAAACUAAAAUAAUUUGGCAAAAAGUGUUCAUUAAAUAUUCUAAGAUUAAUUAGGCUACUUUAUUAUUCAUUUUGCUUACAACAUUGUUUUUAUGAAUUUAACUUUAUUGAUAACAAGCUGUGCCCGCGGUUUCACCCGCGUGGAAUUCAGUUUGUGACUAUAACAGUAUCAAUUAGAUAUCUUUUAUGAAUGUUUUAGGAAUGCAUACGGGAUAAAAGAUAUUCAUUAUUUUAAGCGACAACAAAUAGGCAAAUGUUCAGCACACGUUCGGACACGUGCACUGCGUAUCUCACCGACCACGUGACUGUGCCGUGUGGUUACCUAUCUUGUAUACAUAUGCGUCUUGCCCCUCACCACCUGCUGACACCAAAAAUAUAAUGCUUACCUAGAUGAUAUCUUUUAAUUUAUAUUAAUGUUUAAUGGAAUAAUAUACGGCCUAUGUCCACGCUGAAGGUCCACUCUAAAUAUUGGUGAAAGAAUUUUUGAAAUCGGAUGAGUAGUUUCGGAGAUUACCUCCUACAUCCAAACUUACAAACUUUACCUUUUUAUAAUAUUAGUAUAGAUUACAUAGAAUUUAUAUGACAUGUACUCUUUACAUCAGUCUAUGAUGCUGGAAAGAAUAUUUUUGAAGAUUAUAAAAUAUAUAAUAUAUUAAUUUUUAUAUUAUUACUUCUGAGCUUAUUACAGAUGUGUAAAUAGUUUACAAGUCAAACAACAUAAAAUAAUAAUUUAUGAUUCUGUAAAAAUAAUAAUUUAUGAUUCUGUAGAAAUAACAAUGAAUUAACAAAAGAAAGCAUUAAGUCUAAACUAAAAAUAGCAUCUAUAUAAAAUUCAUGACAUUGACUAAGCAAAUUUGACAUUUUUAUAUAUUUGCAGAAGUUUUAGUCGAAUAUUUUACAUAAAUAAUAGAAAAAAUGAACAAUUUAACCAUAUAAGGAAUUCUUUUAUAUUGUUUUGUAUCUAGAACUGGCCUAAUAACAAAUAGAAAAUGUUUGCAUUAAGCCAAACUGUUAACUGUUGUUAAAGAUGCAUUACUACUUUAUUCGCUUUAGUCCAUAAAGAACACAAGAAUAACAUAACUGACUUUUCCUUGUAGUUGAAUUGGUUGUUAAAAAAAUGAUAAAAUAUCUGUUUAAAAAGAAAUGAAAAAAUAUCAUUUUAAGAAAAGGAGACAAAACACCAUUAUCUUAAGGCUGAUUCAUACAGGUAGAAAUAUUAAAGUGACGUGUGUGUGCAACAAAUGAAGUGAAACUACAAAUUAUGCAAAUCUUAAAAACUAAAGCUAAUUCAAGGUUGUGUGCACAAGAGAUACUGAUUUUUAAAAAAUCAUUAUUAAAAGUGACUACUGAAUAUUGAAAUUACUAACUAGAAACAAAAUGAAUACUAUAUUGCAGUUGGAAAAAUAUUGAGCGGUAUGUCAAGAUUGGAAUUUCAGCCAAGUUUUUUAUAUAAAUCAAGUAUAUGGUUACAGUUAAAAUUUUAUUGCUGGAUGCUUUCUAUGAAGAAAGUCAAUAUAUUAGUUAUGGUCUGGUGACAGUAAAGAAUUUACAGCAUUUGAAUUGGAUAUAUGAAUGAUGCAGAAAGUCCAUAGAUAUAAAUGAAAUGGCUAUUAAAGAAGUUUUUAUAUAUAAAAUUCUUCUGUUUCUUCACAUCUCAUCUUUUUCAGUUUUGUGUGUUUGGAUGGAAAGUCACAAUGCUAAAGUAUCCAAUACGAUGACUUUAAUUCACAUUUUUAAUAAAACAGCUGAAACUGAUAAAAACUGUCCUAUCAUAUGCAAAUGCUUUUUUCUUCAGACAUCCGUAAAUGUUGAUUGCAUUGAAAAAAGCUUGAAUUUACUACCAAAAAAUGUUCCGGCUAAUGCAACACAACUAUUACUUAAUGGAAAUAAUAUACACAAACUUGACAGUUUGUCCAAAUCUCUUCUAUAUCUACAAGUUCUCGAUCUUACGAAAAAUAAUAUAUCGCUUAUUACAAGAGAAUUUUCUGCUUACAUUCCUAAUCUUCAUUCAUUGAAUAUAAGUUUAAAUUAUUUAAAUACUGUCAUUCUUGAAAACAUAUUUCUAAAUCUUUCCUCUCUCGAUACACUAAAUAUUUCACGGAAUCAGUUAAAUAAAUUAACGCCCUAUUUAUUUCGUGGCUUGCGAAAAUUAAAAAUCCUGGAUAUUAGUUAUAACAGCAUUGAAACAAUUGACAAUUAUACAUUUCAUUUUAUGGAAUCAUUACACUAUUUAGACUUAACUGGAAAUAAACUCAAAAUUUUGAAACAUCAAUGGUUUCAAAAUUUAAACAAACUUUCUGUCUUAAUAUUACAACAAAAUCAUUUGCAAAAUAUCAGUAAUCUUGUAUUUUCAACACUACAUAAUUUAUCUUAUCUUGAUCUUAGUAAAAAUAAUAUUGGGUCUGUUGGGCUGCUCAGUUUUAAGGGCCUUAGUAAUUUAAAGUAUUUAAAUUUUAGUUUGAAUAAUGUAAGUUCUUUGCAGGAGGGAAUCUUUAAAUCUGCAGAUGGAGUAGAAGUAGUUGAUUUUAGUCACAAUCCACUCAUAAACAUAGAAAAGUCAUUCAGCUAUUGCCACAAUGUAAAAUUUUUACGAUUGGUUAAUACUACGCUAAAAACUUUAAGCAGAAAUAGCUUGUUAGGUUUAUCAAAUCUUCAGCAGUUACAGUUAAGUGAUUCUUCAAAACUUUCUUCUGUUGAUAGAAGAGCUCUUUUAGUAGCCACUAAAUUAAAUGAUUUAGAUUUAAGUAAAAAUAAUCUUUCAACUUUACAUUCAGAAUUUUUAAAACCACUAAAGGAAUUGAAAUUGAUCAGAUUGGAGGGAAAUCCUUGGAAAUGUGAUUGUCAUAUGUAUUGGAUAUUAUUGUGGCUUCAAGAUCAAACUGAGACCCAUUUGACAUCACCAGAUGAAACAUUUUGUAAAUAUCCUUCUGAAUUAAAUGGGCAUAGUUUGCUUGAUGCCCUCGAUCAUCGUAUUGUAUGUACUAAUGCAACUAUACGUGAGUAUUCAACUCAGGCACAUUUUCAUAUUGGAUCAACUGCAUUACUUCAAUGUUUUGUAGAAGGAAAUCCCACUCCAGUAUUAACCUGGAUUACACCUCAUAAUUUAGUCUUCCAUUGGUCAGAACAAUGUUGUAAUGAUUCAGAUUGUAAUGUGACUUCUUGUAAUGUCAAUCAUCCUUCUGUUCAUACCACAUUAAAACAGUCUGUUCCAAAAGAUGUUUUAAAGCGAUUUCUUAUCCUGCAAAAUGGCAAUCUACUAAUCCGGAAUGUACAGAGACAGGACUGUGGUUUUUAUCAUUGUGUUGCAUCAAAUCCUAUGAGUAAUCAAACAAGAACAAUACAUCUUACCUUGGAUCAUAGCUUUUUAAAUCACAUAAAAAUUGUGAGUAUUUUGGUUGGUUUAGCUAUAAGUUUUGGAUUUCUACUUGUUACAUUACUUUCGGUAUUCAUACAACUUAUUUUAAGUCGCUGUGGAAUAGAAUGUCCCUGCAGUACAUCACCUAAAUCCCAACAGAUAAAACGUAUCUUGGAUGGAAUGGAACAUUAUAAACGUCAACAAUUGGAGAGACUACGUGAGAAUUAUAAUUUUCAAGUGCAAAGGAUCAAAGAUAAUUGUAUGCAACAAAUGGAAAAAUUAAGAGAAAGCUAUUCUUCUCAAAUAGAGCGUCUGCGUGAUAUUCGUGACUAUGGAACAUUACAAAUCGACCGUAUUAGAGAGAAUUAUUAUCUACAGGUGCAAAGAGUAAGAGAUUACAGUGCAUCUCAGAUUGAUCGUUUGCGUGAAAAUUAUUUUUUCCAGCGUAGUAGAAUACGUAAAUUCAGUGCCCACCAGCUUUAUAAGUUGAGAGAGAAUUACAAGUUGCAACAACAACACUUCAAUAAAAUAUUUGAAAAUCUUAAUAUCGAAAGCUGUAGGAAUGUUUGUGCUAGAACUGAUUCGAUAAUCUUUGAACCGGAAAUAACAGUCGAACCUAUCUUUGUAACGAAGAUAUGUUCUCUCGAACAGACGCCACAUGAUCAAACUCCAGAUUCUGGAGAUAGUUCUAGUCAGGUUUCUGCUUACUUCACACCCGAUGAGGAAGGUUCAGAAAUAUCACAGGGGGAGGGGGAAACAGAUGAUAUUAAAUGUAAUGAUAUCUCAAAAUCUACCAGAGAAAUUUCAGGUAAGAUGAAAGAAGACCAAGCCUUGUCCAUUCCAUCCAAAAUCAAAUCGACUUCUAAAAGUCUCGAUUUCCAAGACAUCAAACAAGAAGUUUCGCAAGAUACAUUUCCUAUAGACAAGUCAGAGCAAAACGAAUCUGAAACUGCAGUUUGAUUUUUGUGGAAAUUAUUUUCUUAAUGAAAAAAAUUACAUACAUACAUACAUAAUACAUAUAUAUGUAAGUAACAAAAUUUAUUUUCAAGUAUAGUCACUCUUCUCUAGAUUCACCUUUAUCUGUUUUCAUAUUAAAACUUAAUUGUAUUAAAUUUCAGUUUUAAUAAGAGAAAUUACUUAAAACACUCUUACAGCACUUUAUUAGUAGGAAAUGUAGAAUUAAGUGCUGAUGUUUUUUGAAAGAAUUCACUCGUACUUCUGUUGCUAAAUUAUUAACGUCAGAUAACAUCUGUGAUAUAAAAAUUUACUUCCACAUAAUUUCAAGAAUCAAGGAAAAUAAAAGUUUGUUAAGAGUUUUGUAAACAAAAAUUGAAUUUUCUUCAGGUAUUUUAAAUUGUAUUCUAUUAAUGCAUGUGUAUAUAAAGACUUAGCAACAAAAUAAAUGAGGAGGAGGAGAAAAACAUAAAAAUUUGAUUUACAGGAAGUAGUGUUAAAUACUGCACUAGUUAUUUGGAGUGUUAAUCAAAUUUUGAUGCUAGAGACUAUAUUUUUGUUUCAUACAAACAUGAUUCUUAAAUAAAAUAAAUAAAAAAAAAAUGAACUGUAUUUGAGUGAAUGACUUUAUUUAUUUUUGUCUUCUGUGAAUAUUAAUUUUAUCUUUGCCUGAAACAUUAAAAUUUUAAAAAAGCAGUAAAGAUAACAUGUUGAUCUGAAGUAAAUGGGUUUCAUGGGACAAAUUUUCAUGGGUGAUUUGAUAUUGGACUCAUCAUUACCCACCCGUCUGUCUCAUUUUGGGCUGGAAUGAACCCAUGAUGGACAUAAAGUAACACCCUCUUAACGACUAAAAGGAGUUAAAAAAACACUGAUAAAAAUUUUUAGCAUAUAUUUUAUAAAUUGUUGAUGUGAGCCACAAUGUACAGUAGCCACUAAGGGGGACUUUCUUCAUGCCCAUCUUUGGUACAUCCAGGUAGUGAGAAACAGGAUCCAACAUAUCCAGACUGACCCAUGCAUGAAAAAUUGAGCCUACUCGGACUCAAACCUAGAUCUUCCAGAAAACAGGGUAGUGAUUGUUUGACAUUCUGGGAACCUGGGUUCAAUUCUGGAUCCAAGAGCCUCAAGAAUUUUUCAUGGGAACUCUUCUGGAUAAGUUGGGCACUGCCCUCACAAUUCAUGAAAGAUGUGAUUAAAAAAAAUUCUCUUGGUGUCCGCAGGGGAAAAUGGUUAAAGGCUGAAAAUAAAAAACAGCAAGCUAGUGUUUUACUGCCCAGUUGUCAAGAAAGGAUUUAUUUUGGAAGUAAUUCAAUUUGAUGAUGAUGGUAUUUUUUUAGUAAGUUAUAAGUUCACUAUAUAAGUUGAACAUUUUUGCACGCUUAUUAUGGGUUUGACUAAGCUUACUGUAGGGCAUCCGAGAGAUGGAGCCUGACUUAUCUGGCUAAACAUGUGAAAAUUUGAGCCAACCCAAAAUUUAACUCUGAAUUCUUAAGCACAGCAGGUUGGCAUUGGCCAUUACACUAACAUACUACCAGUUCUGUAGCCAGAGUUAAUCGUUGGAGAGGUUACAGGGGCAAGCUGAAAAAAUGCUGACUGAUAUCUUUGUUUUCCAACAAGCACAAGAUACAGUCAAACUGUAAAAUGUAACAGUAACUUAAGUUUUUGAUGAAAACAAAAUCUUAUAUCUUCAGUACUUCUGGAAUGAAAAGGAGUUUUGACCUUAUACCUAAUUAAAAUACUAUAGUUACUGCUGUCACUUUGCUGGUACUUUAGGACUGAUCAGGUAAAUAUUCAUUUAAUGCAUAUAUAAAAAACUAGAACAAAGAAUUCUAUUUUGAUAUUUCAUCAAAAUGUCUUUAGUCAAAAACAUUUGUUCAAUUAGAUAAUCAUUUAAUUAUCCAAAGUAAGAAUAGAACAAAGUUUCAAAACAUUAAAACAUUUUGGAACAUACAGUAGACCC